Messenger RNA from Cajanus cajan (pigeon pea), 1569 nucleotides. RefSeq names its product senescence-specific cysteine protease SAG39. The record is from RefSeq and is a predicted model, not a curated record. Gene Ontology annotation, molecular function: cysteine-type peptidase activity. NCBI's taxonomy places the organism in Eukaryota, Viridiplantae, Streptophyta, Magnoliopsida, Fabales, Fabaceae. Gene Ontology annotation, biological process: proteolysis.
AUGUUAAAUAAAUUAUAUUUGUUUUAAAUAUCUAUACAUUUUUACUCAUUUUUACUCAUUUUUACAUUGACUAAAAUAUAUUUAAUGCUUUUGACUUACUUGUACUUCAAUCACACAAGGCAUCCGUUUGAAAACUACUCUGGCGCGCACCCUAUGCUGGUGCCUCUACGUUACCCUUGACAAAUAAUUUGUCCGGAUGGACACAAUACUCAUAUUCAAAAAAAAUCUCAUCUAUAAAUACCACAAAUAAUCUUGUGUAUCACCACAACACAUCUUUCUCACAUUUCACUAAUUAACCUGAAGUUGUUCCCAUAAUUGUCAAACUACACUGCUAGCUACCAUGGUUGCCAAAAAUCAUUUCUAUCAUAUUUCACUGGCUUUGCUUUUCUGCAUGGGAUUCUGGGGUGUUCAAGUCACAUGCCGCACUCUCCAAGAUGCUUCCAUGUAUGAGAGGCAUGAGCAAUGGAUGACUCACUAUGGCAAAGUGUAUAGCAACCCUCAGGAAAGGGAAAAACGUUUCAGGAUAUUCAAGGACAAUGUUAAUUACAUUGAAGCUUUCAACAAUGCUGCCAACAAACCUUACAAGCUAGGCAUCAAUCAAUUUGCAGACCUCACGAACGAGGAGUUCAUAGCACCAAGAAAUAGAUUCAAGGGCCACAUGUGUUCCUCAAUCAUAAGGACAACCACUUUCAAGUAUGAAAAUGUGACUGCAGUACCUUCCUCUAUAGAUUGGAGACAAAAAGGAGCAGUUACGCCCAUCAAGGACCAAGGCCAAUGUGGAUGUUGCUGGGCAUUUUCUGCUGUUGCAGCAACUGAAGGAAUUCAUAAGUUGAGUACUGGAAAAUUGAUCUCUUUGUCAGAACAAGAACUUGUUGAUUGUGACACAAAGGGUGUGGACCAAGGCUGUGAAGGUGGUCUUAUGGAUGAUGCAUUCAAAUUCAUCAUCCAAAACCAUGGACUCAACACAGAAGCCAAGUACCCCUAUGAGGGUGUUGAUGGAAAGUGCAAUGCAAAUGAAGAAGGCAACCAUGCUGCUACGAUUACUGGGUAUGAGGAUGUUCCUGCCAACAAUGAGAAGGCACUGCAAAAGGCUGUGGCAAAUCAACCAGUUUCUGUAGCCAUUGAUGCCAGUGGCUCUGACUUUCAGUUUUACACAAGUGGUGUUUUCACAGGUUCAUGUGGAACUGAGUUGGAUCACGGUGUCACUGCUGUGGGAUAUGGUGUUACUGAUGGGACUGAGUAUUGGUUGGUUAAGAACUCAUGGGGAACUGAAUGGGGUGAAGAAGGGUACAUUAGGAUGCAAAGGGGCGUGAGUGCUGCUGAAGGACUUUGUGGUAUAGCUAUGCAAGCAUCUUACCCGACUGCAUAAUUAACAAAUGUGGACACCAUUAUAGUAUUUACAAUUCUACAUACCUUUUUUAAGUUUUAAGCUUUGGUUCCUGCUAUAGGGCGUUUAUAUCGCUGUAUCCCCUGCAUGAACCAUUGUACUUAUCAAUCUAUUACUAUGAAAUGAAAAACACUGUAUCCCUGCAUGAACCAUUGUACUUAUCAAUCAAUUAAUAUGAAAUG